AAACAAUCGAUUUAGAAAAAGGUAAAGAAAGCAUAAAGAAAGCGAAAUUGUGUUUUUGUGCAUCGGUCGCAUGUUUUUGCCGCUCAAAUCCAAAGAAUACAUGCAGUAAAGGUGGUAUUUUGUGCGUAGUGAAUACCGCUCUACCAUGGCAAACGAUCGUGAAAUAUUGCGUGAAAUUUGGGAGGGUAAAAUUCCAGUACACUUUAAGCUAUCGGCAGACGAAACCGAUGUUGAGCCGGAAGAGUAUUUUCUGCUUAUACCGCGAUUAAGCUACUUUCCACUCGUUACUGAUAAAGUAAGGAAACAUUUUCUUCGGUUCGUUUCGAAUGAGCUACAGGAUGGAGAAAUGUGGAUGGACAGCAACGGGACACCACUGAAGUGGCACUUUCCUAUAGGUGUUCUGUACGAUUUGCUUGUCGGUACUGAUGGUACAUUGCCAUGGCAUGUAACAGUACACUUUUCAAAAUUCCCCGACGAUAUUCUUAUUCGGUGUCCAAACAAAGAAGUUGUUGAAGCGCACUUUAUGUCUAGUCUCAAAGAAGCCGAUGUACUGAAGCAUCGCGGUCAUGUGGUUUCUGCGAUGCAAAAGAAAGAUCACAAUCAACUAUGGUUAGGAUUAGUUAAUGAUAAGUUUGACCAGUUCUGGGCAGUCAAUAGGCGGCUGAUGGAACCAAUUCCCGAUCAGGACGGCUUCAAACACAUUCCAGUUCGGUGUUAUGCCGAGGAUGGUACGUACCAGCAAAAACUAGUCGCACCCAGCACCGCAUCCGGUCAGAAGCGUCUGUUGCAGGAUUUGUUGGACGAUUUCUCAACACCUGUUAGGAAGGCAGGUAAGUCAGUCGAGGCAAGAACCCAUGGCGUUACAGUCCCGGAGUCGACUCCACUCCAGUGGCUUUCGGAACACCUUAGCUAUCCGGACAACUUUCUGCAUCUCUGUCUGUCCUACGCCUAAGGUGGCGUAAGGCGUACCAAAAACAACAAAAAGCCGUGAUCAACAAUCGCCUCGUCGUCAUCUUGUCGCUUUGCCGCAUCAUCGUUCUACCCGUUCGCCAGCCUCGCGGCUCCUGCUGCUGCUUCCUCUGCUCACCCUUCCUUUUCAACUGGAUUUUGCCUGGCGCCGUGGCUUCGUUCACCAAACAGGGUGGGGGCUCGAAAUGAUCACCGUUCAUCACUCGCUGGUGUUCACUCCGGAUCGGAUGAUGGCGUCAUAUUCAUUCCCACGCACCGCGUAAAGUCACCGUCGAUCGCCAGACACUAUGGAACCGUGCCGAUUCAAAACCUUUCGAGCGCAGAAUGCAGACGAGGCUGUGAACGCCUUCACCGCCAUCCGUGAGCACAACGCACCACCGUAUGGAUGGUGAGCAAGGCGAUGGUGAGAUAAGGUCUCAGGACGCAGUCUCAUCACUCACCGUGCCGUAUCUCACUGCCGUGAUCGCGCGGUCUCGCGGUCCCCACGCGGAGCUGCCGGCCUUUUGCUUGCUUGACAUUUAUGUCUAAUUAUACGAUUAUCGUUUCCCUUUUUCGCGCCACACUUCCUGCGCCUCGGAUCGCAAACGUCGCAAGAGCCCCAACGUACCAGCGGUGUUGCCAGGCACAGUGAAGCACCAUUAAUGUUGUCAUAAUAAGAAGGUAAAAUAUAUGCAUUGCGGCUAGUUACCUUUAUUCCAUCGUGUCUUUUGACCGGGGUGUUUUUAUGCGCUUUUGUAUUUACUUUUUGUUUUUGUUUUUUGCUUCUGGUGCAUUUCAAAGUGUGCAGGCAUGGUGAGAAAGAAAGUGGGGCUCGUUCGGGAUUCGCUCGCUAAUGAAAUAUGAUACCCGUUUAAUGUGUAAUUAAAUAUUGUUUCAUAACUCCAUGAUGACAGUAAUGAUUUUUGUUUGUUUUUGUGCCAAAUAAUGUUAAUUUUUGCGUAGUAGUUGAUAGUGGGCACCGUCCAAAUUCGUGUAGCAAACGUAUAACACAUUAAGACCACCCGUAAGCAUGUUUCCAAGCAUUGAUGAGCAAUUUGCAUUUAUGUUUUGCAAGAGGGUGAUAAUUUUCGCAGCUUCCGGAGUUUUUUUUUCUUCUUUUUUUUUGUUAUCCCCUUCAAGAUCAACCUAGGUGGCAGAUGGCAUGCUUUCAAAUUUGCGCCAUAAAGUUGUCUUGGGUUUAUUGACCGCUUUUCAAUGGUAGCAAAUACUGCUUCGAAGGCAGUGGGGAACAUUCCUUUGGUACAAUUUAUAUGUUUUAUUUUAUGUUUUACAACAAUUGUUAGUUACUUUUAUGACAUAAAAUCUUUUAUGAUAAUUCUAUAUAUCAUUUCUUUAGUUACUUUUAUGAUAUUAAAUAAUUAUUUAGCUUUAAUAUUUUCUUAUCACCAUUUUUAAAUCUUAGUGUCUUUGAGUUUUUGAAUUAUUCAUAGCUACGGGAAAGAGUUUCCUGCAGACGGGUUUGUCAAGAUUUUAUCCUAUCUCUGUAAAAUAAUAAUAUGCAUUUACUUAAGUUCUUUCUGUUCAUGUUUAUGUGAUGUAUGGGAUUAAAACGUAACUUGUAAAAAUAAAAAUAUUAUUAAACUUUACUAAAGUGUGUUUCAUAAUUAUGCGAUUCUCGAUUUAAAUAAGAAAUAAAUUGAAAAAAAGAAGAGAAUAAAGAAUAAAAUUUAAUAAAAUAAAU
Anopheles funestus (African malaria mosquito) is the source of this 2650-nucleotide messenger RNA. RefSeq names its product autophagy protein 5 (gene Atg5). Lineage: Eukaryota; Metazoa; Arthropoda; Insecta; Diptera; Culicidae. Gene Ontology annotation, biological process: cellular response to nitrogen starvation; autophagosome assembly; autophagy of mitochondrion. The transcript has 7 exons. Gene Ontology annotation, cellular component: phagophore assembly site membrane; Atg12-Atg5-Atg16 complex; cytoplasm. Bases 146 to 952 code for a protein of 268 amino acids. The record is from RefSeq and is a predicted model, not a curated record.